This is a messenger RNA of Globicephala melas (long-finned pilot whale), 2729 nucleotides long. It is a transcript of the gene RMND1, whose product is annotated as required for meiotic nuclear division 1 homolog. Gene Ontology annotation, biological process: positive regulation of mitochondrial translation. NCBI's taxonomy places the organism in Eukaryota, Metazoa, Chordata, Mammalia, Artiodactyla, Delphinidae. The record is from RefSeq and is a predicted model, not a curated record.
AGCCCGGACAGCGGGAUGGAACUCGCUGGCGGCGGGGAGCAGGCGCCUCCGGCCCGCCGCUGCUUCCCCGCUGGUACCCACAGGUUCCCGACGAGGCCCAGCUCUCCGCAAAAGUGGGGAGGAGGAAAAGGAGCGGAGCGGGCGAGGAAAGCGACACGAACCCUACGUCCCGUGCCGAGAGAGACACCGGAUGCCCCGCCAUCGCCUUCCGCGCUCCCCACGCCAACGCUCGGGUUUCACUCGCCGCAGGAAAGGAGGCGGUGCAGGCGCGGGGGAGGAGCUGAGAAAGGGAGGGAUGUGGAUUAAAAAACUGCUUUUGAAUGAAGAAACUUUAUUUGGUGCCAGUAGAAGAGAAAAACAAUGGCCGAGGACGCGGAGAUCUUCCGGGGACGAAGGCGGGGACUGCUGAGGGCGACGAGAGAAGCGGAAUAAGGAAGUGGGCGGAAGGCGGAAGCAACCAGGGACCGGGACGUCGCAGGGACCAGGGAGCGGAUAAGGUCGCGGCAGCACGGGUCACGUGCUCCGACGGUCACGUGGACCGGGCGGCUUACGCUCCGCUGGGCCAGGAGUCCUGUGCGCCUGCGCAGUGUCGGGCGCUGGGCGGGGCGCUGGGUCGGUGUUGGGACUGGCUGCGGGAGCGCAGGACUGCAGCCGGUACUCUGUCUCUUGCCUGCGGCGGAGGCGCAGGAGCGUGCGCCUUUGGCGCGUCUGUCUUUUCUUCCCGCGGAGAGUGAAAUGUGAGGCCAUCAUCAGAUUUUAUGAAGAGGGAAGAUGUAAUCCGAUUUGAGUUUGGUUGCUGUGUUCAGAAGAAUCUGAAGAACAGAAGCUGGGAAACCAAUUCGAAGGCUGCGACAAUAAUCCCUGGGAAGGACAGCAGCUUGGACCAGGAUGGUGGCAGUGUUGGUGGUGAGGACCAGUCCGAACAAAGCCAGUGGGAUUUGCUGACAGACUGGGCUCCAGACGCGCAGGCUCAGCGGCCAUGGCUCACGGGCCCAGCCGCUCCGCAGCAUGUGGGAUCCUCCCGGACCGGGGCACGAACCCGCGUCCCCUGCAUCAGCAGGCGGACUCCCAACCACUGCGCCACCAGGGAAGCCCAAGAGCAAAGAUAGAAAGCACACUUGUUUGUCCUGUAGCUUUUACAUUCUUUGUCCCAGCCUCUGUGUGAAGACAAGAUUUAGAGCUUGGAGCUUGAGAUGUGGUAAUGCCAGCCAGACUUCUCAGGUCCUUGGCCAGAUCUCACUAUAUUUUAUCAGAAGCGUGUCAGUGCCAAAGACUUGUUCAUCGAACAUUAAAACCACUUAAGGAAUUUGAGACCACAACAUGCAACACCCUGACAAGAAGUCAGAACGUGAAUUUCUUCUUUCCUGAUACAGCAGCUGUUGGUUUGAAUAAGUCCCAGGUCCUGGAAAUGAACCGGAAAAUAUCAAAUACAAAUGUACUCUCUCCAUUAAACACCGCAUGUUACCAAGAUGAAAAAGAGCACCUUCCAACCAGGAACUCCCUUGGUACUCAUAGGAAAGUGAUUCACAAACCAAAUCUGUUAGGUUUUAAGUGGUUUAUAAAAAUACUGAAGAGACAUUCCUCAUCUGUGUCAACGGAAACACUUGUUUCUAAACAAGACUUUCCGCAAAUCAAGAGACCACUGAAAGCAUCAAGGACCAGGCAGCCAUCCAGGACCAACCUUCCAGUUCUGCCUGUGAACAAGGACCUGAUGCGCUGUACUGCGUUUGCAACCGCAGAUGAAUACCAUCUUGGAAGUCUCUCUCAAGAUCUGACCUCCCAUGGAUAUGUUGAAGUAACAAGCUUGCCUAGAGAUGCAGCAAAUAUUUUGGUGAUAGGUAUGGAAAAUGCUGCAAAAGAAGGUGAUCCUGGAACAAUAUUCUUCUUCAGGGAAGGAGCUGCUGUCUUCUGGAAUGUGAAAGACAAAACUAUGAAGCAUGUGAUGCAAGUUCUUGAAAAACAUGAAAUUCACCCCUAUGAAAUUGCAUUGGUGCACUGGGAGAAUGAAGAGCUUAACUACUCAAAAACAGAGGGACAGUCAAAACUUCACAGAGGGGAAAUCAGGUUAAAUUCAGAGCUAGAUUUAGAUGACGCCAUUCUAGAGAAAUUUGCUUUCUCAAAUGCUCUUUGCCUUUCAGUGAAACUGGCUAUCUGGGAAGCAGCACUGGAUAAAUUUGUUGAAUCUAUUCAGUCGAUUCCAGAGGCUUUAAAAGCUGGGAAGAAAGUGAAACUAUCUCAUGAAGAAGUUAUGCAGAAAAUGGGUGAACUCUUUGCCUUAAGACACCAUAUAAACUUGAGUUCAGACUUCUUGAUCACUCCUGAUUUCUACUGGGACAGAGAAAAUCUGGAAGAACUUUAUGAUAAAACUUGUCGGUUCCUCAGCAUUACUCGUAGAGUUAAGGUCAUGAAUGAAAAGCUUCAGCACUGCAUGGAGCUAACAGAUCUGAUGCGGAAUCACCUGACUGAGAAGAGGACGCUGCGCCUGGAAGGGAUGAUUGUCAUCCUUAUCACCAUAGAGGUAAUGUUUGAGCUGGGACGAGCAUUUUUCUGAUUGACGACCAAAGGAAAAGUGUCAUUGCAAGAUAUAUUGAAGCUCUACAAUCAAAAAUAAAUGCUCACCUGUUGAGAUUAAUAGGUAUUUAAUUUUUUUAAUCAAGAAAUUGUCACAGUGAUCUUUUUCAGUUUCUAAAUGUAUUGCUGCUUGAAUAAAAACUAUAAAGAAUCUGGCA